Molecule: messenger RNA, 3896 nt
Organism: Spirodela intermedia
Lineage: Eukaryota; Viridiplantae; Streptophyta; Magnoliopsida; Alismatales; Araceae
Source: the annotation of a GenBank genome assembly
AUGGCCGCGUUCUCGGCGUCUGGCGCCGUCCACGCGCAACCGAGGAUCUUCAGGCCGAGCCUCAGUGGGCCUUCGCAACAGGUGAAUCCUCUCUCUCGCUCUCUAUCUAUCUAUCUAUCUACCUCCCUCAGCUUCUUUUCGUGUGACGCUUGUUUUUUGCUCUUCCCAUCCUCGUAAUGCCCUGAGACAGUCUAUGCUUCUCCCUAGUUUGUUUUUCUUUCAAUUCUAAGCCUGUAUUCCCUUUCUUUUCGUUGUCGUAUCUGUUGGAAGUCAGCAGAUGUUUUUAUUUUCCUGCCUUCCCUGGGAAUGAGAUUUGAACUGGUCUAUUUUCCGAGUGUUGAAGAAAAAUGCUGGGGGUGACAGGUGAUAUUGUGCGAAAUCAGUUAAUCAACAUUGUGUUGAGUAUGUUGCGGAUGGGUUCUCACCACUUUUAUGUUUCAAGAAAUUAGUAAAAGAUCGUGCGGAAAUCCAUUUUUCUUCUAAAUUUCCUAUCAACUAAGUUUCAUUAAAGGUUUUUAGUAUGUAAAUUUUACGUGAACCGAUUGUUACGUUCAAAAAUCAUCAUUGUUAAAUGAGGUAUAUUGACGGAUGCAUAAAACUGGGGAAAACUAGAAAUCUUUCGUCUGGCCAUGCGGUUCAGCAUGGCAGAAUCGAAGUAAUUUAUUGUAGCUGGUUCACUCUGGCUGGACUAGAAAUUUUAACUAGGGUUUUUACGAAGGGAUGAACCAAAAUAUACUUUUAGUUAAAUAUAUUCAAUCACUUUUUAUCUGUCUUUGAUUGUUAACCUCAUGGAAGUGAAGAAUGCUAUUACUAUGGGUGAGAAGGAUUAACUGUCAAAAGUUUUGCAGUUACUUGUUACUGUUCCCUUGGACCAGGGAUCUGAUCUCCCGUUAUAAAGCUUAGUUGCUCAAGUCUAGAAUGAAUCUUGUCCGACAUGUUAUCUUUUUGCAUUUGCCUGCGUCUGAAAUGAUCCUGGCUUACGAAUUUUGGUACAAGAACUUUUUGUGAGACAAAUAUAGGAAAAAGGCAUUCCAUAUUCCUUCUGUGUUACAUCCAGCACAUAUUAUUAUGCCUUAAUUUGCCCUUUCUUCGACUCAGAAUGUUUCACCAUAGUGGAUAGUACUCCAUUCUAUGAUCAGAUACGUGGUCGAAUGAAUUUAAUGGGUGAUCUGAAGGUCUAGUCUGACUUUAUAUUGGAUAUGUUUCGCCAAAGUUAGAUACCAUUUCAGUUCAUAGUAUAAAGUUAGGGUGGUGGAGGUGCCUUAGGAUGUCUAUUUCCAACUGAACUGAGCAAUCGAAAAUAUUCUAUCAAGUUUGGCUCAUGAAUAUAUUUCUCUUCGACAAACUUCAUGAAAGCAUACUUCCAGAGACUCUCCUGUUUCUUUCUUUCUUUAUCAUUGUUGCACCCAUGGAAUCUGUUUUCUUAUUCUACUGAUUGAAUUGCAUUGGCCUUUUUGGUAUAAAUGAAAUAAUUUGAGUUUUAUUUGAUCAUCCAAGUAGCUUCACUCUUUUUCGGCAAAAUACUAUUCAUAUCAGAGGUCACAUCCAUUCUUUUUUGAUUCCAUUGUUGGACUAGAUUAGUAUUCCCUGUCCAAGUAUGAAUUGACACAUUCUUAGUGACUAAAAAGGAAAAAUAAUUAGCCACCCAGUUUCAUUAGAUUAGAAGCUAUCAGUGAAUUCGUUCGAAUUCUCUCUCUGUGGCCUGGUUAUUACUGCUGUUUCUUUUGAUAUGUUUAAUGCUACAUGUGUUGCACCAAUUUCCUUCUUGCGACGAAGAGCAUGUUGUUAUUAUGUUUCCUGAAAUUCUACUUCAAUUUUCUCAAUGAUUCUGGCAGAAAUUACCUUUGUGGCUAAAUAGAAACGAGACGUCUCUGGUUCUCCUGCGAUCACAGAGGGUAACGAGGUAUAGUCAAGUGCCAACGUUCUUCACAGUGAAUAACCAAAAGACAAAUGUUGGUAACACAAAUGAAGGAGCAGUUGAGCCAGCUAGGGUUCUUCUUGAGAGGUUGUUUGUGCAGACACAAAAGCUUGAAGAGAAAAUGAACAAAGGCUCUGGUCUUAUCAAGGACUACGAAUUAAGCAAUAGCCUUGAGGUCCUGGAGUCAGAUAUUCAGGCUGCCUUGCUAGCCUUGAGGAGAAGGGAGGAGGAUCUUCAAAAUGCUGAGAGGAAAAUACUCUUCGACCAUGCUGAGCUAACACAGGCCAAGCGUGACCUAGAACACAAAGAAAAAAUGAUAGCUUCUGCCCUCGCUAACCAAGAGCAGAUGGAGCAAGACCUAAGGACAGCUAAUAGUGAUCUAGCUUUCAAGGCAAGGGAAAUAGGGGAUCUCAGGCUUCUGGUCGAGGAGCAGAGGUGGAAAAUUGUCAGCUCACAGGCGGCACUCUCUGUGAAAGAAGAUGAGCUCACUGAGCUGAGAAAUGAGCUGAUAAGAAAGAAUGAUGAGAUUCAAAGUAUCAUUCAAGAAAUCAAAUCCAGAGACCAGCUUCUGAAGGAAGCCAACAAAGUGAUCGAGAAGCAAGAAGGGCAACUUAAGAAGAUUCAGAGGGAGCUGAAAGAGAGAGAGGACGAUCUAGCAAAGUCUCUGCAGCUGAAGAAGGUUGAAGAAGGGAAACUGCGAGUUGCAGAGUCCAGGUUAGAAAAGCAGGGCUUGGAAUGGCUACUAACGCAGAAAGCACUGAAGGAACUGGCAGUGCAAGCAUCCCAGAAUAUCAAUGGUGCGAAGGAAGCUAGGGAGGAUUUUAGGAGAGUAAGUGCACUUCUAUCUGAUGUAAAGUCUGAAUUGAUCUCGUCCAGAAAAUCUCUUGCUUCCUCUCGCAAGAUUCUGGUGGCCCAAGUCCACCAGCUCGAGAAGAAAAAGGCAGAGCUCCAGGAAGAGAGCCUCUCCGUGACGUCAUACAGCAAGAGCUUGGAAGAUGCCCAGCUGGAAGUUGAGAAUGAGAGAGCAAAGCUCGGUGUCGUUGUGGCCCAAAGAGAUAAGCUCCGUAUGCAGUUAUUAUCAGAAAGGACGCGUAUUGACAAAAUGGAGGAGGAGCUGCGCGCCGAGAAGUGUCGGCUGGAGCGAGCCAACAGAGAGAUAGAUUCACUUCAGAAAGAUCUCCAGCAGAAGACCUUGGAUUUUAACCGCGCCCAAGAUCUUCUUCAAGCUAAAGAAUCCGAACUUGAUGGAGCGAGGCUUCAGAUUCAGGAUCUGAAGUCAGAGCAGGCCUCGGUUGAGCUCAUCUUGAAAGAAAAGGAUGAGAUUCUCUGGGACACGCAGCAGAAGUUGGCCGACUUGAGCUGUGAGAUUGUGGAUCUGAGGGGGCUCAUGAAGAGCAGAGAGGACCUGCUCCUGCAGACGACCGGGCAGCUUCAGGAGAAGGAAGAACAUGCCUUGGUCAUGAAACAUGAGCUCGACGACACAAAAGCAAAGUUCUCCGAGGCCGUGACGAUUGUCGAACAGAUUUCCCAACUGACAGAUAAACUCGUCGUGUCUAUGACGAAUAACGUUCGCUCUGACUCUCGCGGCUUGUCCAAUAUAGGAAUGCCGGCGGCCCCUCAGGUCAACCCUGGCGCUGACUUUGGGAAGCAGGAGCAGCUGGAGACUGAGCUGAAGGUGAAAGAAAUGGAGUGCCGAGCGGCACGGAGAGCCCUCGCCGUCAAGGACGAAGAAUUAGAGUCGGUCCAUAGACAGCUCGAGACGAAGGAAGAAGAAAUGCAGAAGAUGAAGGAACUGCUGUGGCAGGAUAGAAGCAGAGCAGAGCUCCCAGUUGAGAAAGCUGGGGACAGAGAAGAGUUCUCGAAGGCAGAUAUGAACCCUAAAAUAGAAAAAGGGAGCAUCGACAGGGUCGAAAGGGAAUUGACAAACCUUCUGUCCUUAACCCACAAGCUCCUAAGGGAGGCCCGCAUCAGCGGCUGA